Molecule: messenger RNA, 666 nt
Organism: Saccoglossus kowalevskii
Lineage: Eukaryota; Metazoa; Hemichordata; Enteropneusta; Harrimaniidae
Product: E3 ubiquitin-protein ligase COP1-like
Biological process (GO): proteasome-mediated ubiquitin-dependent protein catabolic process
Molecular function (GO): ubiquitin protein ligase activity; protein binding
Source: RefSeq, a predicted model, not a curated record
CGGAACGUGCACGCAUGCGCAAUAAUGCACAAGGCUGACUUGCGCCACAAAAUGUGAUCGAUCGAACGUCGGAUUGUAAUACAUUUGUCAUGCAUUUUACAAAAUUUCAACUAUACUGAUGAUAUUUUAGAUGCAAGCUCGGCGUUAUUCUUCUUAGAUACUGGGACCAGCAGCAAAAUCUGAACGCACAGCUCGCAGGAAGCAUAACGUUUGCAGAGUGUGUCUAGGAAAGGCGAGAUGUCGUCGAACCGACAAGCUGCCACAAGGCGGCGAAAACGGCCGCAACCGCCCAUAUACAACGGUGUUUACAACUCGUACGAAGAUAAGAACAACGAUUUUGUCUGUCCAAUUUGUUUUGAAAUGAUAGAAGAGGCGCAUAUGACAAAAUGUGGUCAUACCUUCUGCUUUAAGUGUAUCACAAGGAGUCUAGAAGAAAGUAACAGAUGCCCAAAAUGCAACUUUGUUAUCGAAAAAACAGAUCAGAUAUUUCCAAAUUUUCUAUAUCUUAUUCACGGACAAGUCAAGGGGCUGAAGACGAUCUGUGCAGCAUGCUGGCACAAAUACUACAGAGAUGAUGUGAUCGUUCAACUUCUUCAACAGUUCUUGGCCGUGAUGUGCUUUAAAAACAUCGAUAUGGCGACUGCCUGCUGGGUCACUGGAAGUUGA